AUGGCUGGGGAGAUGAAGACAGCAGGGGGCGCCGAGCCCCGUCCCCACACCCGUGUGGCGCAUGCACACUUGGCCCCUGGUCUUCCGGCUCUCCCGGAGCUGCUCAGCCUUCCAAGGACUUGGGAAGUCCUCUCUGGGGCUUGGGGGGACGUGGGGCCAUGCCCACAGGGACGGGAACACGGCUUCUACGGGCCCGCUGUGGAGGCUUGGGGGAAGGUGGGCCUCACAUCUCCACCAGCUGCAGCCAGACUCCUCAGGACCCGCUGUGGAGGAUUUGGGAGGACUUGGGGCCACGUCCACAGGGACAAGAACCUGGUUUCCUCAGGAUCCGCUGUGGAGGAUUUGAAGGGACGUGGGGCUGCAGACACAGGGACAGGAACCCAGUUUCCACAGGCCCCACUGUGGAGGCUUGGGGGGACAUGGGCCCACGUCCACAGGGACAGGAAUCCGGUCUCCUCAGGACCCGCUGUGGAGACUUCGAGAGGACGUGGGAUCGCGUCCACAGGGACAAGAACCCGGUCUCCUCAGGACCCGCCGCAGGAGGAGCAGAUUCAGGCUUGUUUCCGGGAAGAAACCCUAACAGAAAUUCAGAAGCAUGGGAGCUGCAUUCAAUUAGGACGUGGAUACAUGAAAUGCUCGUCUCAGGACCUUCUAGAAGAAUGAGCUGGGAAGCACGUUCCGAGUCCUGCUGGAACCAGAGACCGAGGUAAGGGCACAAACUGUCCCCCACGUCAUACAUGCUUUUUAAAAAAUUUCAUGGUUUUUUUUCCAACUUAGUGAAGUGAUUGAAAACUACAGAAAACCUGGUUUAUACCUGUCAUUAACCUUAUGUUAUCUUUUAAUUUAAAUCCCAGUGAGUAAAGAUACAGUGUAAUAUUAGUUUCAGGUGUACAAUAUAGAGCAACACUUCCACACGUCACCUGGUGCUCAUCCCAGGUGCACUUCUUAAUCCCCAGCAGCUGUUUCACACAUUCCCCCACCUCGCUGUGGAACUCCUCAGUUUGUUUCCUAGUUAAGAGUCUGUUUGUCACUGUCUCCCCCCCCCCCCACUUUGUUUUGUUUUAUUGCCACGUGUUAGUGAAAUCAUUGGGUAUUUGUCUUUCUCUGACAGGCUUAUUUCACCCAGCAUAACAUUCUCUAGCUCUAUCCACCUCGUGGCAAAUGACAAGAUUUCAUGUUUGUAUGGCUAAAUAAUAUUACAUUCCAUAUACUACAUCUCAAUUUAUUCAUCAGUUGAUGGAUGCUUGGGCAGUUUCCGUAAUUUGUCUGUUGUAGAAAAUGCUUCUGUAAACAUCAGGGUGCAUGUAUCCCUUUGAAGAAUUAUUUUUGUAUUCUUUCUGUAAAUACCUCGUAGUGAAAUUGCUGGAUCGUAAGGUAGUUCUAUUUCCAGUUUUUUUUGACAAAUCUCCAUGAUGUUUUCCAGAGUGGCUGCACCAGUUUGCAUUCCUCCCCACAGUGCAAGAAGAUUCCUCUUUCCCCACAUCCUUGGCAACACCUGCUGUUUCAUCAUUCAUUGAUUUUAGUCAUUCUGACAGAUGUGAUGUGUUAUCUCAUUGUACUUUUGAAUUUAAUUUCCCUGAAGAUCAGUAUUGUUGAGCAUCUUUUCAUGUGUCUCUUGGCCACGUGUGUGUCUUCCUUGGGAAAAUGUCUAUUCAUGUCUUCUACCCAUUUUUAAUUGGAUUUCUCAUUUUUUUGUGUACUGUAUAACUUUAUAUAUUUUGGACACUAGCCCUUGAUCAGAUGUCGUUUGCAAAUAUCAUUCUGUAGGUGUUUUAGUUUUUUUUGAUUAUUUCCUUGGUGACGGAAGCUUUUUAUUUUUACUAUGUCCCAUUAUUUUUGCUUGUGUUUCCCUUACCUCAGGAGAUAUAUCUACAAAGACGUUUGUACAGGCAGUGUCAAAAAGAUACUACCCUUGUUAUCCUCUGAGAUUUUUAUGGUUUCAGGUUUCACUCAUAGGUCUUUAUCCAUGUUGGAUUUAUUUUUGUAUAUGUUGUAAGAAAGUGGUCCAUUGUUGUUUUGUUUUCUUUUGUUCUGCAGGUUGCUGUCCAGUUUUUCCAAAACCAUAUGUUGAGGAGACUUUAAGUUUAUGUAUUUAUUUUGAGAGAGAGAGCAUGCAAAACAGGGGCAGAGAGAAAUGGAGAGAGAGAAUCCCACGCAUGCUCUGCACUGCCCUGAGAUCAUGACCUGAGCUGAAUUCACAAUCACACACUUUGGUGACUGAGACAACCAUGUGUCCCAAGACUUUUUUUUCCAUUGGAUAUUCUUUCCUGCUUUGUUGAGAAUUAAUUGACCAUAUAUGUGUGAGUUCAUUUCUGCGUUUCUAUUCUAUUGAUCUAUGUCUCUGUGUGUUGUUGUUGUUGUUGUUUUGCCAGUACCAUACUGUUCUGAUCAGUACAGCUUUGUAAUACAACCUAAAGUCUGAAAUUGUAAUGUCUCCAGCUUUGCUUUUCUUCUUCAAGUUUGGUUUGGCCGUUUGGGGACUUUUGGCAUUCCAUACGAAUUUUGAGAUUAUUUGUUCCAGUUCUGUGACAAAUGUUUUUGUUAGUGUGAUAGGGAUUUCAUUACAUGUGUAGAUUGUUUUGAGGAGUGUAGACAUUUUAACAAUAUUUUGUUCUUGCCAUCCAUGAACAUUAAAUGUAUUUCCAUUUCUUUGUGUCGUCUUCCAUUUAUUUCAUCAGUGUUUCAUAGCCUUUAGAGUACAGGUCUUUCACCUCUUUGGUUAGGUAUAUUCCUGGUAUCUUGUGGUAUUUGUGAGUGUGUCAAUGGGAGUGAUCCCUUACUUUCUCUCUGUGUUAAUUCAUGAUCCAUGUAUAGAAAUGCAAUACGUUUAUGUACAUUGAUUUCUGUAUAUUGUGACUUGUCGAAUUCAUAUAUCAAUUCUAGCAAUUUUUAAGGGAGUCUUUCAUGUUUUUUAUAGAGCACAUCAUGUCAGGUCCACAUAGCGAAAGUGCUACUUCUUCCUUGCCGAUUUGGAUGCCUCUUAUUUCUUUUUGUUGUCUGAUUGCUGUGGCUAGGAUUUCCCGUACUAUGUGGAAUAACAGUGGUGAGAGGGGUCAUCCCUGUCUUGUCCCUGACCUUGGAGGAAAAACUUUCAAUUUUCCCCAUUGAGGAUGAGAUGAGCUGUGGGUUUUUCCUAGAUGACCUUUAUUAUGUGCAGGUAGGUUGAGUCUCAAUGUACUUUGCUGAGGGUUUUUAUCAUGAGUGGAUGUGACAUUUUGUCAAAUGGUUCUCUUGCAUCUGUUGAAAACAUCGUAUUGUUCUUAUCCUUUCUUCUAUUACUGUGGUGCAUCAUGUUGAUUGAUCUGUGAAUGUGGAACCACCCUUGCAGCCCAGGGAUAUAUCCCACUUGAUUAUGGUAAAUGAUUCUAUUAAUGUAUUGUUGACUUUAAUUUUAAGGUAUUUUAAUGAGAAUUUUGGCAUACAUAGUCAUCAGGCUAUUGGUCUGCAGUUUUAUUUAAAAAAAUUGUUAACAUUUUUAUUUUUAUUAAAAAAAUUUUUUUUCUUAAUGUUUUUAUUUUUGAGACAGAGAGAGACAGAGCAUGAGCAGGGAAGGGGCAGAGAGAGAGGGAGACACAGAAUCGGAAGCAGGCUCCGGUCUCUGAGCCAUCAGCACAGAGCCCGACGUGGGGCUCGAACUCACAGACUGUGAGAUCAUUACCUGAGCUGAAGUCGGACUCUCAACCGACUGAGCCACCCAGGCGCCCCUUAACAUUUUUAAAAUGUUUAUUUCUUUCCUUAGAUAGAGUACAUAAAAGUGAGGGGGGGCAGAGAGACAGGGAGAGAGAGAAUCCUGGCCAUGCUCCACACUGUCAUGGCAGGGCCCAACGUGGGACUCGAACCCAUGCACCACAAGAUAAUGUCCUAAUCCGAAAUUAAGAGUUGGACAGUAAACUGACCGAGCCACACAGGCGCUGCUGCAGUUUUCGGUUUUAGUGGAGGCUUCAUCUGGUUUUGGUAUCAGGGUAAUGAUGGCCUCAUAUGAUGAAUUUGUAAGUUUUCCUUCUUUUUUUAUUUUUUGUAAUAAUUCGAGGAGAAUACAUAUUACCUCUUCCUUAAAAGGAUGGUAGAAUUCAUCAAUGAAGCCAUCUGGCCAUGAACUCUUGUGUUGGGGGGAGAUUUUUUAAAUUACUGAUGUGGUUUCUUUCUGUUUUCAGAUUUUAGAUAUCUUCCUGUUUCAGUUUUGGUAGUGUGUGUGUUUCUAGGAAUUUGUCCAUUUUUCUCCGAGUGUCCAAUUUGUUGCAUUUAGUUUUUCAUAAUAUUAUCUUCUAAUUGUAUUUUUGUGGUGUGAAUGUUAUUUCUCCUUUAUUAUUUGUGAUUUUAUUUAUUUGAGUCCUUUCUGUCUUCUUUGUGAAAAGUCUGCCUAGGAGGUUUUCAAGUUGAUUACUGCUUUCAAAGAACCAGCCCCUGGUUUCAUUGAUUUGGUCUAGUGUCUUUUUGGUUUCUAUAUUCCUUAUUUCUGCCCUAAACUCUAUUAUUUCCUUCCUUCUGUUCUUUUUCUCAUUCCUUUAGUUGUAAGUUAGGAUUGCUUGAGAUUUUUCUUGCUCUUUAAGGUAGGCUUGUAUUGCUAUAUACUUCCAUCAUAGACUGCUUUUGCCGCAUUCCAAAGGGUUUUACCAGUGUAUUUUCAUUUUCAUUUGUUUCAGUGUAUUUUCUCAUUGAUUUCCUGUUUGACCCAUUCAUUUAGUAGCAUGUUAUUUAACCUCCCUUUAUUUGUGGCCUCCCCCCCCCGCCCUUUUUUUGUGGUUGACUUCAAGUUUCCUAGCUUUGUGGUUAGAAAAGAUGCUUGGUCUGAUCUCUGUCGUUGGGUACCUCUUGAGGCCUGAUUUGUGACCUAGAAUGUGAUCAAUUCUGGAGAACGCCCCAGGUAUGCUUGAAAAGAAUGUGUACUCUGCCAUUUUAGUAUGGAGUGUUCUGAAUGUAUCUGUUAAACCCUUCUGGUCCAGUGUGUCAUUCAAAGCCAUUGUUUCCUUGUUGACUUUCUGUUUAUAGGUUCUGUCCAUUGAUGUGAGUGAUGUGUUAAAGUCCUCUACUAUAGUUAUAUUAUUAUAAAUUAGUUCCUUUAUGGUUGUUGCUAAAUGUUUUAUAUACUUGGUGAUCGCAUGUUGGGUGCAUCAAAAUUUACAGUCAUUGGAUCUUCUUGUUUGGCUGUCCCCUUUAGUAUGAGAUCGUGUCUGUCUUCAUCUCUUGUUAUGGAUUGCUUGCUUGCUUGCUUGCUUAUUUAUUUAUUUAUU
Messenger RNA from Acinonyx jubatus (cheetah), 5231 nucleotides. RefSeq lists its product as uncharacterized. The record is from RefSeq and is a predicted model, not a curated record. NCBI's taxonomy places the organism in Eukaryota, Metazoa, Chordata, Mammalia, Carnivora, Felidae. The transcript has 3 exons. The coding region runs from base 1 to 663 and encodes 220 amino acids.